Oncorhynchus tshawytscha (Chinook salmon) is the source of this 1754-nucleotide messenger RNA. Its product is annotated as interleukin-10 receptor subunit beta-like. The transcript has 7 exons. NCBI's taxonomy places the organism in Eukaryota, Metazoa, Chordata, Actinopteri, Salmoniformes, Salmonidae. Gene Ontology annotation, molecular function: protein binding. Bases 126 to 1064 code for a protein of 312 amino acids. The record is from RefSeq and is a predicted model, not a curated record.
GGAGAAGGGAAGUUAGUUUCACUCAGAUUCUGGGAAUUGAAUGUAGGUUUCGUUGAAGGUUGUUACUAAUAUAGUGAUCUAUAAUAGUAUGUUUGCAAUCCCAUAAAUGAUCCCGAUCUACUGAAAUGUUGUGUCUGAACGGCGUUUUAUUGUUUUGGACUCUCUGUCAUGUCAUCAGACAAGCAUGGUCUGAGGAGGAGCUGUCAUCUCCACGGGACGUGCGCGUUGACUCUGCUGUGCAUUGGAGCCCCGCCACAGACAGGCCAGGGAUAAAGUACACGGUUCAGUACAGGACCAGUGACCUCGAGAAGUGGCACAACAUUUCAGGCUGUGUUCAGACCGAGCUCACCACCUGUAAUAUACAGUCUGGAUGUGUGAUGGUGCGAGUCCUGGCUCAGGAAGGGAACCGCACAUCCAGAUCAGUCGAAGCCUGUCGACAUGCUGAUUCUUGCAGCCCUGAAGUCCAGUUGACCUCCAAGGAAGGACUUCUGAUGGUCCACAUGGUAAAGAACAACCGUCUACUGGAGGAUAAUGGAGACCAUUUUGAAUACCACGUUCAAUAUGGCCGAGACGGGGAGGAGCUCAAACAGGAUCUUUACACCUCCACAUCCCUUAAGACCAUCGAACGUCUGGAUGUGGGCCGGAGGUACUGUGUACAGGUCCGGUAUUUAUGUUACCAAAAACCCUUUGGAACCCCCAGUGUUCAACAUUGUGAGUCCAUCCCAGAGUCAGAACGGACACAGAAAAAGAAGAUUGUGGCGAUCGGUGUGACCUCUACCAUCCUGUUGGGUGUCAUGGUAGUGGGCCUUAUGCUCUUCAUCUACAGGCACCAUAAGAAAAUCAAACAGUUCCUUCAGCCCCCACUACGGUUACCAGACCACUAUUGUGAGUACCUGUCAGGGGUGUUCCCCCAGCAGGCCCUGUCCCUCACAACCAGUCCCUGUGAAGACCGCCAUGAUAUCAUCUCCAUCAUCUGCCUUGAAGAGGACCUGAUUCCUGAGUCUGACAGAGAACAGGAUUAUGACUUACCUAAUGGACUGGAUUUCUUAGAUCAUUAUGAAUGAUCCUGUGACUUCAGACAUGAGACUUUUGCACUCCAUUAGGAUUUGAGAUUAACUUGAUAGCGUCAGAACAUUAACUAGGGGCGGCAGGUAGCCUAGUGGUUAGCGUGUUGGGUCAGUAACCGAAAGGUUGCUGGAUCGAAUCCCCGAGCUGACAAGGUAAAAAUAUGUCGUUCUGCCCCUGAGCAAGGCAGUUAACCCACUGUUCCCCGGUAGGCCGUCAUUGUAAAUAAGAAUUUGUCUAGUGAACUGAUUUGCUUAGUGAAAUAGUUUUAUAGUAGGCCUGGCUAUUGCACUGUUUCCACUCCAAAGGCUUUGCUUAGCAUCAGCUACCAACAUUAUUGUUGAUCAAAAGAAAACUAUUUUACUAUAAAGUAAACAUCUGUGGGUAUUUCAGUUUGCUCUGCAACCGGGGCCAGAGAAAGAUGCUUGUGUCUCAGUAAUUACACCUACCCAGUAGCUGGAUAUUCAUUGGAUAAUAAUAGGUGCAAUCAGGUAGUCCAGCUAAAAAUAGAACCGCUAUACAUUUCUAAAUCAUUUUAGGAAAGUGCUGAGGUUUUCUGGAAAAGUAAGAAAGUGUCCUUGGGCCAGGACUUAAAUUGGGGAUUUUUGUUUGUUACAUUACUGCUGUAUAUUACAAAUCUGUACAUUUCACACUAUUUCUAUGUAUUAAAAAAUAAUUAGAAUGUUUAA